This is a messenger RNA of Iphiclides podalirius (scarce swallowtail), 327 nucleotides long. The record is from the annotation of a GenBank genome assembly. NCBI's taxonomy places the organism in Eukaryota, Metazoa, Arthropoda, Insecta, Lepidoptera, Papilionidae.
AUGACGCGGACACGGAGCGGCAUGACACGGAUGGGGCGCACUCUGAAUGAAUUGGCAAAAGACAGUGUCACGUCCGCGCUGCCACGUCAUAUUUUAAUCGGGCAUUUGACUAAUGAUGAGAUGCGCUCGGGAUCGGACGUGGCGGCGGUCGGAGGGGAGGCGGCGGCGGGGGCUACGGGAGAGCCCGACACGAAGAUUGAUGUCGCCGGGCGCGAUAGGCAUCUGGGCGGUUUUUGUGGCGCGUUCCCAGGCGGCGCGGCGGGGGCCCAGCGCGCGACAUCCGUCUUGCACUGUCACCAGCCGCGGCCACGGCUCGACCCCAGUCCG